UUUCCCCCUUCUCCCCCCCCCUACCAAAACGCUCCAUACUUCGAGCAAGCCUCAGAGAUAGAGCCAGACUACACCAAAACCAAGGGAGAAUACUCCCCAAACAAGAGAAACCGUAAUAACCACAGACCCUACUCAAAACCGUGCAAGAAAAAAGAACAGAUCUCAACUGGCCCAAUACACACAAGCACUUGCCCAUAUAUACAACAACUGAUAUUAGCCCACAAGGCAUGCAGGGUCACCCGGAUAAAUGAGCAGCAACCUUUCACACGCAGCAUACAGAACACCAUUGACAACGCUAGACAAUGGUCACCCGAGAACAAACUAGCCCAUACUCCCGCUGAUGGCCACCGUAGCUCCACUGCAUGCACAAAACGGAACCUACGUAUCCAUCAUAACACAAACAUCCCCUUCUCUUACUCCGAGACAAGAGAACCUCUUACUGACAGAGAACGCACUACG
Molecule: messenger RNA, 459 nt
Organism: Pelobates cultripes (western spadefoot toad)
Lineage: Eukaryota; Metazoa; Chordata; Amphibia; Anura; Pelobatidae
Source: the annotation of a GenBank genome assembly